AUGGAUUUUAAUUUAUUCUCUUUUCUCGAAUGGUGCCUGUUCACGGUAUUGACGAGACGUAGACAAGAAAGCCUAAGAUCAUCUAUUAUUUUUUACAUACUCGUGGCUAAAAUUCGAAAUCGAGCAAAAGUGGAUCCAAGUGGAUUCCAGCCUGGUCUUGUUGACACGCCUGGUGCUGGUGGAGUUUGGCAAGGUCCACCACCAGGUUCGCAACCAUCUUCACAAAUUCAACAAACUCCAGCUCAUUUAAUUCAUCCACCACCUCCACCUCAUCAUCAUCCUGGGAUUAAUCCUGGACGUAUACCAAUUAUGCCACCACGAGAUGUACAUUUUCCUCCACAACAUAUGCGAUCGUUUAGGCCAUCAUUACCUCCUCCUCCUCCUCCGUCACCUGAAUAUCGACUGCACGAUUUAAAUAAGCGUUUAUCAAUGAGAACAGAAGAAUGCGAUAGUCAAUGGUGGGAUGCAUUUGUAAAUGAAUUUUUUGAAGAAGAUGCUACAUUAACAAUAUCAAUUUGUUUAGAAGAUGGACCUAAACGAUUUAGUAUCAGUCGUAUAUUAAUUCCACGUUUUUUUCGUACAUUAUUUGAUGGUGGUGUUAAUGAAGUUUAUUUUCAAUUGAAACAAGCUAAAGAAAUUUUUCAUAGUCCAACAAUAUCACUGGAUUGUGAACAAGCAUCAAUGGUAACUUGUUUUGGAAAACCACCACAUAUUAAAGUUUGUACAGAAGGACAUCUUAUACUUGAAUAUACAUUUGAUGAUUUAAUGCGAAUUAAAUCUUGGCAUUUUGCAAUAAAACAAUUUCGAGAAUUAAUUCCACGAAGUAUUGUUGCCAUACCGACGGAUAAUCCAAGUUAUCUUGAUCAAUUAUCAAAAAAUUUAACACGAAGUGGAUUAACAUCUGUUAUGUUAAAUUUUCUUAGGUUGUGUGAAAUUCUUGAACCAAUGCAAGAAUUAAUGUCGCGUCAUAAAGCAACAACAUUUUCUCCGCGUGAUUGUUUAAAAACGAUUUUACAUCAACGUUGGUCAAAAACAUGUUCAGACAGUCGACCACCAGCAAAACCGCGACGGAAAAGAAAAUCAACAGCAGCUAAUAAUGCUAAUACACCAGGAAAUAAUAAUACAACUCCAAAUCCUAUGCCAACAACUAAAGACACUAAUAUAAAUCAUUGUACAAUUUCAACACCAACUAAAAAACGUUCACCAGCUAAUACAACUUAUUCUCAAUCAGCGGCACAAGGAGCAAUGACUCCGAAUAUAAAUAGUAUGCCUGGGGAUGUAAUGAUUGUUGGUGAACCAUCAUUAAUGGGUGGUGAAAUGGAUGAUGAAGAUGAACGAUAUAUAACUCGAUUAGAAAAUACUCAAUAUGAUCCAAAUGUAGCAGCAUCUAGUCAUCAUCCACCACAAUAUCUUUCACCAACACAUCAAAUGUUGCCAGGAUUUCACUCACAACAACAACAACAACAACAAAAUCCAAAUCUUCAAUCUUUACUUCAUCAAAAACAACAAUUUAUACCCAAUUCACCACUUGUACAUACAAAUCAAAUAAAGCGAGAACAAAUGUCAUACCCUGGAUCACCACAACAACAACAACAACAACAGCAAUUACCAUCAAUGUUUUCUAGUGGUGGUCCACCAACACCAAAUACAAAUUCAAAUAUAUUUCCACCAUCAUUAACACCAAUCAAUGGAGAUUUAUCAACAGGUGGAAAACGAAUAUCAACAACAUCAAAUAUAUCCGUAUCAGGAAAUACAUCAAUAACAAUGAAUAAUUCUUCCAAUUCUCCACCAACACCAUCAUCGACAAAUCAUAAUCAGAAUCCUUCCACGCCAGUUCCACCAUCAUCAACAAAUCCUCCGACAACCCCAUCGAAUUCUUCCUGGAAUAGUUCGACAACUAAUCCUAGUAAUUCUUCUUCAUCAAAUAAUCCAGGUAUUGGUGAAAGGCAACAAGAACCACGUACGCCACCGGCUACACCUCAACAACAACAACAACAACAACAACAACAUCAAACAAUUGCUACAGCCUCAUAA
Molecule: messenger RNA, 2034 nt
Organism: Rotaria sp. Silwood2
Lineage: Eukaryota; Metazoa; Rotifera; Eurotatoria; Philodinida; Philodinidae
Source: the annotation of a GenBank genome assembly